Alosa sapidissima (American shad) is the source of this 3919-nucleotide messenger RNA. RefSeq names its product CBP80/20-dependent translation initiation factor (gene ctif). Gene Ontology annotation, molecular function: translation activator activity; protein binding; RNA binding. Gene Ontology annotation, biological process: regulation of translational initiation. Gene Ontology annotation, cellular component: cytosol. The record is from RefSeq and is a predicted model, not a curated record. The transcript is spliced from 14 exons. Bases 183 to 2183 code for a protein of 666 amino acids. NCBI's taxonomy places the organism in Eukaryota, Metazoa, Chordata, Actinopteri, Clupeiformes, Clupeidae.
UCCUCACCCCGUGUCAGGGACGCAGCCUAAUCUUUUUCCUUCGGAACACAGUAUUGUCCCCAGAAAAACACCCCAAUGACACGGCAAAUUUAAUUCCGAAGGAAACCUCGGAUUCUUCGUCAGCCUGAAUCCAACUUUUGGGUCCCGCUCCGCCCUCCCUCCCCCGCUGGCAGCUUGUUGCCAUGGAGAACUCGUCAGUGGCGUCAGCGUCGUCGGAGGCCGGCAGCACGCGCUCCCAGGAGAUUGAAGAGCUGGAGCGCUUCAUCGACUCCUAUGUGCUGGAGUACCAGGUGCAGGGCCUACUGGGUGACAAGGGCGAGGCGGUCACAGACGGGGACAAAACCCAGUCCCAUGUGUCCCAGUGGACAGAGGACUGCAGUGAUAAGAUAGAUGGCAGCUGGUCAUCGUCGCGGGGGAGAGCUUCAUCCAAACCAGACGAGUGGGAGCACAGCAGUAAUGGGAGCACGGGGUCGAGGCCCAGCUCUGGCUCUAGGCCUGGCUCUGGUUCCAGAUCAGGUAGUCGGGGACGGAAUAACCAGUUUAGAGCUCCAGCCAAGAAUGGAAACAGAGAGGGCUCAUUAGACAUCUUGGGCACAGACAUCUGGGCUGCCAACACCCUGGACGGUGGAGCCACAUGGGAUCUUCAGCCCGAGAAGUUGGAUUUCUCUCAGUUUCACAGGAAGCCAUACCGCGGGACACCAAAGCACCUCCCACACAUUGAUCGUGAGGGGAUGAUAAAGGGCAAGCUUGAUGAUGAUGAUGGCAUUGAUCUGACUGAGAUGGAGAAGUUUCUGCCUGGUUUAAGAGCCUUUCCUCCUCUGCCUAAUGAAGCUGAAAUCGCACACACCAAAAAACUCUUCAGAAGACGGCGCAAUGACAGGCGAAACGUUCACCAGGACCAGUUAACGGUGUUGCUGUCUGCCCAGGGGAAACGGCAAGUGACCAGGAGACAACAGCGGACGCCCACCGGAGGAGGAGGAGGAGGAGGAGGAGGAGGGGGGAAGGCCCAGAAUCCUCAGCAGCAGCAGCAGCAGCAGCAGCAGUCACCUCAACAACAAAACACUCAGCAGCAUCAGCAACAACAGCAACAGCCAACGCCCCAGCAGCAGAACCAGCCCCAGGGCAGCGAUCAGCAGGGAGGCAAUGCCAAGCCCAGUGGCCGUCCGUAUCAGGGCCAGGGCCAAGGCCAGCGCCCACACCACGGCUACAGCCAGAAUCGCCGCUGGCACCACCCCCAGAAGCACCCGGGCAACGCGCCUCAGGGAGCCUCGCCCAGCCACAAGGGGGCGCCGCGUAAUGCCAAAGACUCUGAGAAUGUAAGGGCCGAGGAGGAGGGUGCGGACAGAGAGAGGGCCCCCAGGGAGCAGGGCUCCCACAAGGAGGCCCCGGCCGAGGGGCCCCGAGUCAGCCUGCUGCAGUCAUCUAAGGAAAGGCUGAGGAGGAGGCUCAAGGAGAAGGAGGAGGUUCCUGUCCUGCCCGCGGCCCCCCAGCGCAGCCGCAUGGACCGGCUGCAGGAGCUGCUCAACAGCAUGCGCAACAACAGCAGCGGCGUGGACAGCCAGCUCAGCUCCUUCAUGGAGGAGGCGCAGAACUCGGCCAGCUCCGAGGAGAUGCUGGAGGAGAUCGUCCGCACCAUCUACCAGAAAGCAGUCACGGACCGGAGCUUUGCCGCCAUGGCCGCCAAGCUCUGCGACAAGAUGGCUCUCUUCAUGGUCGAGGGCACCAAGUUCCGCUCCCUGCUCCUCAAUAUGCUACAGAAGGACUUCACCCGCCGAGACGAGCUGCAGCAGACCGACGUGGAGAGCUGGCUGGGCUUCAUCACCUUCCUGUGUGAGGUGUUUGGGACCAUGAGGAGCAGUGCGGGAGAGCCCUUCAGGGUGCUGGUGUGCCCCAUCUACACCUGCCUCAGGGAGUUGCUGGAGUCACCAGAGGUGAAGGAAGAUGCUGUUCUCUGCUGUUCCAUGGAGCUGCAGAGCACUGGGCGUCUGCUGGAGGAGCAGCUGCCUGAGAUGAUGACGGAGCUGCUGGCGGCCGUGCGGGACAAGAUGCUGUGUCCGUCUGAGUCGCAGCUGACCCGCUCGCUGCUCAUGGAGGUCAUCGAGCUGCACGCUCACCGCUGGGGCCCGCUCGAGGCGCUCACCACGCAGUACUACAACAGAACCAUCCAGAAGCUGACCGCGUGACCUCCGCCACCACCCUGACCCCAGCAACCCCCCACCCGCCUCCAAUAUAUAACACACUUAUAUAGACACACACACACACACAGCGACUGGACAGGACAGGACAGGACAGGACAGGAGCAGAGCUGAGGUUGUGUGGGAUGGCAUUAAGGUUUGAGAUGGAUGGUGAAUGGAGGGAUAUGGGAUAUGGCAUACACACACACACACACACACACACACACGCCAUCACACAUACACACACACACACACGCCAUCACACAUACACACACACACACACACACACACGCUAUCACACACACACACACACACACACACACAAACACACACAAAUGCGCAAACACACACAAACCAUGCAUACUAAUCAACUACUGUCUCAGUGCUCUGUGGCCAGCAACAGACGGACUGAUUCAGAGGCUUCACAGCUGACUUUUGUCUGUCCACUGCGCUCCACUCUGACAGGAGCUGACUGUGAGGGCGUGUGUCCUAGCAGUGAGACGAUUGCUGGACAAAAGAGAGCACGUGGGGGAGAGGGAGAGAGGGAGAGAGAGGGAGGGAGGGAGAGAGAGAGGGGAGAAAAGAAGAGAAAAGGAGUGCAGGCAGAGGCAGACAGAGGGCCACAGCGGCAGGCCUGCCCCAAAGCCAGGGGCUUCCAGGGGGGAUGGCUAAAGCUGCUUUUGUGCUCGUGCGCCAGCCUCCCUCCCGCCCUGCCCUGCCUCAUUCUUUCCCUUUUCUCUCUCUGCCCUCUCCUGGCUGCCCCCAGACAGGGGGCGAGUAGAGUCCAGUAUAUGAAAACACACACACACACACAGACACACACACACACACACACACACACAGGACAGGACGAGGUUCCCUCUGUCUCGCCCUUUGUGUGUUUCCCACCCUGGCCCUCUGUCACUACUGCCUGGGGGUAGCAGAUGGUUUCUGGAGCCUUACACCCACCCCUCAACACACACACACACACACACACACACACAUACAAAAACAUGCAGACACACACAACCCCUAUGUCCCAGACUGUCCGUCACUUUGGGGGAGUGAUGAGGAUUGCAGUGUGACUGUAUUUGUGUUUAUCUGAGUGUGUGUGUGUGUGUGUGUGUGUGUGUGUGUGUGUGUGUGUGUGUGUGUGUGUGUGUGUGUGUGUGUGUGAGAGAGUGUAAGUGUGGGAUGGGGCUAGUUCCUCUUCCUCUGCUUUGUUUUAUUUUCCUCUCUGGGUUUCCAUUUUUCUCUCAUCCAAUGAGCAGUGUUCGUCCAUUGCUUUAUGUCAUCAUUGUUAAAGUUAUUAUAAUUGUCAAUAUUAUUAUUAUUGUAUUAUUCUUUUUGGAAUUACUGUUUUUUAAAAAAAUGACUAUGAUAUUUUAGAGGUAGACCUCUUGCACAGGUUUGAUUUUGUUUUGCACUGUUUUAAGGCGACUGCUUUAAAGGGGAGAGCUGUGAGUAGCGCGCUUAGCGUUAGCGCUAGCGCUUGCGCGGGGAGCGGCAUGUAGAGACCUCUGAUGGCCCGGGAGCGUCCACUCCACGCAGCUAGAGGGGGUCCUAGGAAACAAAAGUGUUUUUCUUUUUUUUAAGUCUGAGAGACUAGUGGCCUUGUGAACUACUAGAGUUUUUAGAGUGUAUAUCGUUGUUUGAAUGAAACAAGCCAGACUCCUAGACCGCUUACAGAGUGAAUGAAUUUGAUGUUUUUUUCUCCCCUGCAACGGAUAAAGAUUUAAAAAAAAAGAAACUAAACUAAUGAGCAU